This is a messenger RNA of Oncorhynchus masou masou (cherry salmon), 1309 nucleotides long. Its product is annotated as patatin-like phospholipase domain-containing protein 2. Gene Ontology annotation, biological process: triglyceride catabolic process; lipid homeostasis. The record is from RefSeq and is a predicted model, not a curated record. NCBI's taxonomy places the organism in Eukaryota, Metazoa, Chordata, Actinopteri, Salmoniformes, Salmonidae. The transcript has 4 exons. Gene Ontology annotation, molecular function: triacylglycerol lipase activity. The coding region runs from base 257 to 1309 and encodes 350 amino acids. Gene Ontology annotation, cellular component: cytoplasm; lipid droplet; membrane.
GUAUUUCGGUUCUACUCACUCUGUUUCAUCUCCUCAAACAAGAACCUCAAACAAGUCUAGAUAGACAUUGAUGUGAAGUUUGGAAAAGAACCACGCUACUGCUCUGCUUGCUAAAAGCUCAGAUAUUCUCCUGGUGAGAAGAAGACUGAUAUCCAUAGAGGUUGAGAAGAAGACUAGUCAGACAUCCUCUCCUCUUCUCUCCUCUCCUCUCCUUGGACACCAAAGACAGUCCGGUUGUUAUUCCUGCAGCCUAAACAUGUCUCCAGCAAAGUCCAGUGGUCAGUCUGAUGCUGUUCAGUCUUUAUCCAGUGGGAAGUCUGUUGCUAGUCAGUUCAUUGCUAGUCAGUCUAUGGAACCGCUUCCCAGGUGGCAGUCUGUGUCUGGUCAUUCUGUGGAUGUUCAGUCUGUGGAUGGUCAGUCUCUCUCCACUGGGCAUUUGAUGGAAUCUCUCUCUACUGGUCAACAGUAUACAUCUGUUCCUUCUCUGUCCAGUCCGCUUAUGGCUGGUCAGUCUGAGCCUUCUCCUCUGUCCAUCUCCUUCUCUGCAUCAGGGUUCCAAGCCACUUACCAGUUGGGUGUGGCCCAGAGCAUGUUGGACCUGGCCCCGUUGGUGCUACAAGCAGCCCCUAAGGUAAUGGGGGCCUCGGCCGGGUCCCUGGUAGCUGCUGCUUUGGUCUGUGGAUCCAGCCUAGACAUGGUGCGUAAUGAGAUGCUGAGGUUUGCGCUGCAGAGUAGGGGGCCACUGCACUUGGCGAGGAACGUGUUUGUGUGGAUAGAAGGUCUGUUGCGCCGCUCACUACCAGACGACGCCCACAUCCGGGCCAAUGGACGCCUCGCCGUCGUCCUGACACGCAUCCCAGAUGGACAGAAUACUGUGGUGUCAGAGUUCACGUCCCGAGAGGACGUUGUGCAGGCGCUGUUGUGCAGCUGCUUUAUCCCUGGGUACCAUGGUAUACAGCCACCGUCUUACAAAGGAGUGUAUUAUGUGGACGGUGGUAUGUCCAGUAUCCAGCCAACCCACUCCUCUCCCUAUGCACACACCCUCACUGUGUCGCCAUUCGCUGGAGAGGCGGACAUCUGUCCACCAGACCCUGGCUCCAUGUACGUCAUCGUCAUGAGCGGCAUGCCCCUCAACUGCAGUGUGGCCAACGGUUACCGGAUCCUUGAUGCCCUCUACCCCUACAACUUGGAGGUUGGAACCCAAAACAACCCUUACUCUCCUCACCCAGCCCUUUACCCCUCUACCCAUUCACCCAGCUCUCCACCGAGCCUUCUGCCCCUCCACCCAGCCCUCUACCUCUCCGACUAG